This is a messenger RNA of Ricinus communis (castor bean), 1681 nucleotides long. RefSeq lists its product as uncharacterized. Bases 321 to 1328 code for a protein of 335 amino acids. Lineage: Eukaryota; Viridiplantae; Streptophyta; Magnoliopsida; Malpighiales; Euphorbiaceae. The record is from RefSeq and is a predicted model, not a curated record. The transcript has a single exon.
AAUCUCAACAGUCUAGAUUUAGAAAGAAGAACUGAAUAAAUGAAUGUUUACUAUUAUUUCUGGCUUUAACUGCUGCGAAAACCCAAUUCGUUUUGACGAGUUUAUCACUUUGUCACGAAAAGAAAAAACCAAAAUUAUAAUCAAAAUUACCAUUCGAUUCAAAAAUAAAAACAUAUGCAAUUAUCAAUUCAUAUUCGUUACAAACAAAACCCACAAUUCAUUUAUUAUCGAACAAUAAUUCACCAUAACAAAACAAAAGAAGAAAGAAGAAGAAAAUAUGAAAACAUAUAAUAAGGAACCAGACGGCCCAUCCAAAGCACAUGUCCAAAUAUCAUCAAGUCGGUAUAGAACGAUCAGAUCUUACCAUUUCUCCAAAGAAAGAAAGAAAAAGAAAAACUAAAAUGUUAAUUUCCCAUUCUCUUGAUCAAAAACCCACAAACUCAUCGUGUUCUUUCAAAACCCUUUUGACAGAAUCCUUGAAUAUCUUCUCGAGAAACAAACACAUCUACUUCUUGCUUUUUACCCUCAUAACUCUCCCUCUCUCGUAUCUUCACUUUCAUCUUUCCCUCUCCUCUGACCCGCUAAAAUCCCAAAUCAUCCACCUUGAAUAUCUCGCCAGCCGCGCUCCGACCCGGUUUGAAGCGCGUCAAGUGUGGAAAGAGUCACGCGAGCUUGUCGUCUCUCUUCUCCACCUUAAACUACUAUAUUUCAUACCCACUUACAUUCUUUCUCUUCUCGCCGCUGUUGCUGUGAUUGCCGCCACGGAAUCUCGCUAUAAUAGAAAAACCACGAGUUUUAGUACCCUUCUGUCCGCGUUCCAGGCUAAUUGGACUCGCCCGUUGGUCACUUCCAUCUGCGUCUAUGUCAUUCUUAUGCUGUAUUCAACAAUAGUGUAUGUCUUGAAAGUUAUAAUUGGGAGCUCCAAUGUAAAACUGCAGUUUCUGAUGUGGGUUUUUGUCUCCGGUCUUGAAAUUUAUGUAAUGGCGGUUUUGGGGUUGGGAUUGGUGGUCUCGGUAUUGGAGAAGAGUUUUGGGUUGGAUGCAAUUGGAACUGGGUUUUGGUUGAUGGAAGGGAGGAGGGUCACUGGGUGGGUUUUGUCGGGGUUGUUCGCGGUGGUAACGGGUGGAAUUGGGUGGAGAAUGGAGGGUUUGGUGGAUGAGAGUACGGCGGAGGGAUGGGAGUGGGCGGCGCUGAUUGCCCUUUAUGCGGUGGUGGUGGUUUGCGGUUUUGUUGUAAGUACUGUUUUUUACUGUGAAUGUAGGAAACGACAUGUCGUAAGACUGGAGAAUGAGGAGGAAAUGCAGGCUGAGGAAAGUCAAGAGUCUUGAAUUUGGCUCUUGAUUCUGAUCAUUGUAAAUUAUUCUGUUCCCAAAACGACACAGCAUUCAAUUUUUUAAUGUUUUUUUGAGGGUAUUUUGUUGUUGUUGUUGUUGUGGUAGUAGGAAUAGGAAAUGAUAGGUAAAAGAUCAAAUUUCUUGAAAGCAAAAAAGGAGUUUAGGAUACAAAUUUUCAUGGGUUAAGACAGACUUACCCAAUUUUCUGUUAAAUCUAUUAUUCUCUUCUCCACUUUGGCUACCAAGUGGCUCUACGAUUUUGAAUAAUUUUCUCUUUAUUGAUAAUUAAAAUUUGUAUUCUGUCAAUUUUAUGUAGGAAAAAUGCAUAUUUGGUCCUUCCACUUUUA